UCGAAGCGGACGCUGAAAAAGAAAACGUAAGACGGAGACGCGAACGUUGCGCAGGCGCUGACGACGAUCGAAUCGAUUCCAGCAAAAGCAAAAGCCACCAACAGAUACGAAACGGAAUUGUGUUUUUUAGUUGUUUGCUUUUGUUUCGUGUGUGGUUUGGUGUGUGGUUAUGCCAUGCAAAACGCAUGGUGGUAGAAAAGAAAAUAACCAGAAACCGACAAAAAGUUUGCCAAAAAAAAAAACAACCGCAAAAGCCGCGCUCAAUUCUAAUUUCUUAUAAUUUGAAAACAGUAUUAUAACGAUAAAACGAGGAUAUAUUAUAUAUUUUGGAAUCGGACAUCAAAAUUGGAUUAAACAAAAUAAGCAAUCAUAUCGAAAUAAAAAAGUUACAAAUAAAAAACCAAUUAUUUUGUAUGCCGGUUUCUGCUUGACAAGUUUGAUUCCCCUCAAACAUCACAGCCAUAAGCCUCAACCAGCAUGAAAGGCUGGUUCGACGCUUUUCGAGACGAUGGGGGACCAACGCUAUAUUCAUUCUCCAACCGAACACCCGUCACCGGUGAUGUCUCCAUUGUGGCAGUAUCGGUUCUAUUUGCCACAUUCUAUGUGGCAUUUUUGGUCAUAUUUCCGGGUGUACGAAAGCAGAAAUUCACAACAUUCUCGACAGUCACUCUGUCGCUUUUUGUGGGUCUAGUCAUACUGAUCACUCGUUUGGGAUCCGCAUGGCAUGUGGCACAUGCAACCAUCAUUGCACCGUACAAAGCCUUCUCACGCGAGAAGCUACCAGCUCGGAUCGGCACCCACAUUGGCCUCAUGCAUGUCAAUGUAACGCUGACGGCCAUACCCAUUGGGAACUAUACACCGCCGGAUAUCGACUACAACGAACGCUUCAUGUGGGAGGGAGCCACCGAUAUGAGCGCCAACUAUCGCCAUGCCCUGCAGCGGGGCCUGCCCUUUCCCAUUCUCACGGUGGCCGAGUAUUUUAGCCUGGGACGCGAGGGCUUCUCGUGGGGCGGGCAGUACAGGGCGGCGGGAUAUUUCGCCAGCAUUAUGCUGUGGUCAUCGCUGGCCUCGUGGCUGCUGAUGAACCUCCUGCUGAUUGCCGUGCCCCGGUACGGGGCGUACAUGAAGGCCCUCACGGGGGCCCUGCUCGUCUGCACCACCGUGGGAUAUCAUUGUCUGUUGCCCAAGCGGCCGUUGUGCAUUUAUUUGGAGGGCGGACGCCUGGAGUUUCAUUUUGGAUGGUGCUACUGGUUGGUCCUGGUAGCGGGGAUCCUGUGCUUCAUAGCGGGCGUGCUGAUCUCCAUCAUUGACCUGGUGUGGCCGCAUACCUUCUCCACGGUGCUGGAGGUGUACUACGGCACUCCCUAUGAUCGUCAUGUCAUUCUGGAGGAGUCCAGCGAUGUGCGUUACCGCAAGCCGCGCAACAGUCGCAGCCUGGAGGAUCCUCCGGGUCUGGGCUCUCGCAUACUGCGACGCCUGAGCUCCAAGGCCCGCGACAUGCAGCACGUGACGGCGCCGCGGCGCGACAGUCCCGCGGGAGUCUCCAGCAGCGUCGGCGGGGGCGGUGGCAGCGGCGGCGUCGAGAACAAGGGCUUCCAGUCGGAUGUGCCCAAGAGUCCAUGGCGCUAUCCCUUCAGACGAACGCAGCAGAUGCCGCCGCCGCAUCAGCAGCACCAGCACCAGCAUCCGCUGCAGCAGUCGCACUCGCACCAGCACCAGCACCAGCAUCACCAUCAGCAGCAGCUGCAGUUUGUGGGCGGCCCAGUGGUGCAACAUCCUAUGCACCACAUGCAACGCACCAUGUCCCAGGACUCGGGAUCGAGCAUGGGCUCGGCAGCGGUGCAAAUAUCGCCGCUGCACAAGCAUGCCCUCGCCCGAAUGUUGCCUAAUCCUCCCGUGGAGCGUAUACGUGACAUGGAUCACUGGUGAUGCCAUUGGACAGACCAUUUAUUUUUUAUAGGGCUUCAACAAUUCUUGACUUUAGAUCGAUACAAAAACAACAACAACAACAACAACAACAACAAAAACUAAACCACUUGAUGACAAAAAAUGCUACAAAACAAUUUGUGAUAAUUUCUUAAUUUAAAAACAAAACAAAACGAAAAAACAAAAUCAAUUAAUUGACAAGAUCACAUAAUUUUAAAUCUUAAACAAGAAAAACAUUCGCUAAAUUUAAAC
Drosophila persimilis is the source of this 2178-nucleotide messenger RNA. RefSeq names its product dual oxidase maturation factor 1 (gene mol). The transcript has 8 exons. Gene Ontology annotation, cellular component: endoplasmic reticulum membrane. Bases 478 to 1929 code for a protein of 483 amino acids. Gene Ontology annotation, biological process: protein transport. The record is from RefSeq and is a predicted model, not a curated record. NCBI's taxonomy places the organism in Eukaryota, Metazoa, Arthropoda, Insecta, Diptera, Drosophilidae.